Thalassophryne amazonica is the source of this 5817-nucleotide messenger RNA. Its product is annotated as RNA-binding protein MEX3B. The record is from RefSeq and is a predicted model, not a curated record. Gene Ontology annotation, molecular function: RNA binding. Bases 603 to 2576 code for a protein of 657 amino acids. The transcript is spliced from 4 exons. NCBI's taxonomy places the organism in Eukaryota, Metazoa, Chordata, Actinopteri, Batrachoidiformes, Batrachoididae.
CACACCCUACCGUGACCACAUUCUUACCACUGGAGAUGCUGCAUGGAUGACACGAACACGCGGACACGCACAGUGGCAGUGACAGCAGCGGCUUUGGCUCGCUGCUUGAGGCUGUGGCGCGGGUGACGUCAGCGCAGUGUGCGGGAGACGAAGCGGCGUGCGUGCGGCGGCUGGCGAGACAAAGGCGGUGAAGCGACCGGGGUCAGGCAGCGGCGGAGAGCAGCCAGUGUGUUUUACGCUUUUAAUUUUAUUUUUUUCUACGCGUAACCGAGCUUGGAUUUGAAGUGUAGUUGCUUUGGAAACACGGCAGACUAAGGAGCCGAUUUUACUCUGAGCGAUGUGAUUAGAUUCUUUCAAAGUGGAGAAAAGAAGAGCGUGCUGUUAUUUUUUUUUUAGCGUUUUUUUUUUUUUUUCCUCGAACGCCCCCCGUUUAGCGUGCUGCUGCUAGUUAGCCGCUAGCGCCUAGCGCCUCCUCCUGACGGCUUUUUUUUUUCUUCAAGACCGGAGCGAGCAGAGGACAUAGGCAAGAGAAAACGAGGCUUGUGCUCAACUCCCAACGAACAGGGGCAUCCGAGAUCUGAUGUGAGAUCCACGGACGCGCCAUGCCGAGCCCUUUAUUCCACCCGGAGAUUAUGGACCACGACGUGGUGAUCGGCAGCCAGCACAGCGGGGUCAGUCUGCCCCGGGAGACGGAACAGGAGUCCCGCGAAGAGGAGCACCAAGAGGCGCUCCGCUUCGCGCUGGACCAGUUGUCACUCAUGGCCAUGGAGAAGGUGGACGGUGGGAGCGGAGGAGGAGGAGGCGGCGGCGGGCUGGAGGGGACGCAAGCUCCGGGUUCUGAGAACUGCAACGGCGUGGGUGGAGGUGGAUACGUGGACCUCCAAAUGCUGGAGCAUCCCAGCGGCUCCCGGGAUUCCCCGUCGUCGUGCUCUCCGUCUCCUGAGUACUACGGCUCGGGCGGGUACCACAUGGCCGGUUCGCACUCCAUGCUUCACGGGGAGCAGAGCUCCGUCCUCUGCAGCAGAAAGAGGAGCGUCAACAUGACCGAAUGUGUGCCUGUCCCGAGCUCCGAACAUGUGGCCGAAAUCGUAGGACGACAAGGUUGUAAGAUCAAGGCUUUGAGGGCCAAGACAAAUACUUACAUAAAGACACCGGUCAGGGGUGAGGAUCCGGUGUUCAUUGUCACAGGACGUAGGGAGGAUGUGGAGAUGGCCAAACGUGAAAUUGUAUCUGCUGCUGAGCAUUUCUCGAUGAUCCGAGCAUCCCGAUGCAAAGCUGGUGGUCCUGGAGGAGGGGGUUCUCUACCCGGACCUCCACAUCUUCCUGGACAGACAACCAUACAGGUGAGGGUGCCCUACAGAGUUGUUGGUUUAGUCGUUGGACCAAAAGGAGCAACUAUCAAGCGCAUACAGCAGCAGACCCACACCUACAUUGUUACCCCGAGUCGGGAGAAGGACCCCGUGUUUGAGGUGACAGGCAUGCCUGAGAACGUGGACCGUGCCAGAGAGGAGAUUGAGACCCACAUCACUCUUCGAACUGGAACCUUUGUUGAUCUUCAGGGAGACAAUGACUUCCACACCAAUGGUACCGAUGUGAGUCUAGAAGGCCUUGGCUCUCUGAGCGGAGCGCUGGGGACGUCUCUGUGGUCCAGGGCUACCACCCACCAUUCUGCUCCCCCUCCUCCCCCUCCUCCUCCCCCUCCUCCUCACUCACCACCUCCUUCGCUUCCAAUGGCCAUGCACCACUCCUCCAGUCGGAAGAUGGCUUCCUCAGUCUCAUAUCACGCGCACAACGGCGGCAUGAGCUCAGACGGCUUCAGCACUACCCGCAAAGUUACAGAGGGAGGAAGCCCCACAAGUCCAUUUAGCACAGGCUCCAGCACUGCUGACAGAGGAUUCACUUUCGGAGGCGAUUCCGCCCCGGGCAUGCCCUCCUCAGAUGAACUUGGCUUUGAGUUUAGUGCUUCCAACAUCUGGGCACCUUUUGUGAAUGGAACAAGGGAUAAGACCGCCAGCAGCUCCCAGCAGCAGCCUCUGCGGCGCAACAGCAGCGGACUGAGUGGUGGCGCCAUCACUCCGCGAUUGUCUCCAACUCUGCCUCAGGACACAGGCAUGGGCCCGCUGGAUCAUCCGUUAGCCCGUCGUGCCCAGAGCGACCCCCUCAGCACUCUCUCCUGGUUACAGUCCAGCAGCACAGGCGGCGGCUCGUUCUCUGGCGCCUCCAGCUCCAGCUCCGGCGGAUCAUCAACCGGUUACUCCUCCUGCUCAGCCUCUUCCCUGCCUGGUGGUUCACCCACCGACUCAGAAGGAGGCAGCAGCGGAGUGGGGAUCAGUUCUGGGAUGCUGAGCCGACUGAAAGGUGGGUCCGGCGCUGGUGUUGCAGGCUUCGUCGGCGUUGGCCCCGGGGUCAACAGAGACUGUUUUGUGUGUUUUGAGAGCGAGGUGACUGCAGCUCUGGUGCCUUGUGGUCACAACCUGUUCUGCAUGGAGUGCGCCGGCCAGAUCUGCCAGUCAGCUGAGCCGGAGUGCCCUGUCUGCCACACCCCCACCACACAGUGCAUCCGCAUCUUCUCCUAAUGGAGAGGACGAGCUGGCAGGAGCAGACUGACCAUCACACAUCCAUGAUUGACCACAAUAAAUGCAUUAAUAGAGAUGAUGAUGAUACUGUAUGGAUGUUGUUAUUGCUGACAACUGUCAAUAAUAAUAAUAAUAAUAAUUAAUAAUAAUGACUUUGUGAGAGUGCAGUGAGGUGAAAAUGAUCUGCAGACAGUUGCAGUCUCACCGAGGGAACUUGUGGACAGAAAACUAGUGUCUUAUCUCUCUUCAGGCCUUCAUGUUGACCCAGACCAGCCUGUUUUGGCUCCACACGGCUCAGGCCAGCGGUCUGUCACUACAUUUCUUCAUUCUCGCUUCUUCAGCUGCCGCUUUCUUCACCGCAGCCUUUCCUUUUGGACAUGUUUAUACGUAACAGAUAUUUUUGAUGAAGCUGUCCAUGAGGCCUGCACUUUUUCUACUCCUUUAUUUUUCAUGUUCACAGCAGGAUGCAAACUGUUGGGCCAAUCUCUCGCUUUCUCCUCUGCUCUCAGUGCUGUUGUCGGUGAUGUUACAUGGCGGGGAUUUUCUGUAAGUUUGAAACUUGAAAAGAAAAAAAAUCUAACCAACAAAAUAGGUGUAGUCAGUAGUCAGGCGCAGAACACAAAAUUACAUCCAACACUGCUCUUAGAAUUAGAUUCUUGUCUUUAUUCAGCAAACUGGAUAAUUUGUCACUAAUGGAUGCUAUAUAGCAAAUGUGUUUCUGACCCCCCCCCCCCCCCAAAAAAAAAAUGACGUGACAUUAACACUAACUGUACGUGAGUGUGUGCCACAUUUCAAAUGUGGCAGCUGCUUUGACUCGCAGUAAACAUCCUUUAACACUUAGGAGGGGGGAAACUUAAGGAAGGAGUCAGAAGCCUGACAAUCCCUUUACAUUUCUGACUUGUGUGUUGGUGUCACUUUUUGUUGUUUUUUGUUUUUUGUAAAAUUCCUGCUGCCCCUCUGUUUGAGAUCCUUCCACAGCACAUUUCCUUACAGUGGUCACAACAUCUAUUACAGGUCACUCUGCUGACCGCGGGGCUAACAGACACAUUUUGAACUUGUGGGGUCAGACAGGGCUUUUCUAAUGUUGCACAUGAAUGUUUUCUCCAGUAGGGGUCUUGGUUAUGGAGCAGUGGCUGCUCCAACAAUAACAAGGGGCUCAAUGGAGCUUUUUUUCCCCCCCUCGUUUUCCCCGUGCACUGUAACUCAGCCCCUCUAAAACAGCUCUUAGCCCUUUUAUUGUGUUCUGGUCUUCCGCCCCCCCCCCCUUUUUUUUUUUUUUACAGUGAAGCUGUGACGCACUGUUGUACCCGUACAGCUGAGUGCUUCCAGGCAAAUGUCGCACUCUAAACUGUAGUUAUUUAACUUUCAUUGAUUGCUUCGUAACAUUGCGAAGUCUUAAUGAAGCAGUUGAAUAUUGUGAUCUGAUCCCUCCCCCAUCCCAUAGUAUUGAUAGUGUAUAUUUGAUUUUUUGGGGGGUGGGGGUGUUGUGACGGUACACAGUUGCUGUUUGCAGCCCUUUUGAAACAUGGAAUCGGCUCAUAGAAUGAGACAAGCCAUGAAUUAAAAAUGACACACCUAAUUCUUAAGGGCUUCCUCUGACUGCACAGACAUGAUGACAUUUUCAGGCUCACACCGUAGGAAGAAGGAUCAACGUCUCCUUUAUGGCAGCUAGUAGCUAGGUCAUCCAGGGCUUCCAGACACUGCGUUUCAAUCCCAGCAGCAGCGGAAUGUUUUUUAAAUGCUUUUAUUUUUCUAAUGGGUCUGUCUGUACACAGUCAUUGCCUGGUCCUCAAGUCACUUCCACCGUGUAUCCUCCCCCGGUUGUAGCUGCAAAUCAGAAGUGGGUGUGGGGGCUUGAUGUUGCAGGAAGAAGGGGUAACUCGACUCAUGAUUAAAAUUGGCCACUGAGGCGUAAACAGCGCGGGCAGCUGCUGCUCCGCUUUGGUGCUCUAGAGACAAUAAUGUUGAACUUCUGAUGCCUGACUGUCGGUGCGUCGCUUUGGCUGAGCACAGCAGCGGCCAUGUAUUUAAAAAAAAAAAAAAAAAAAAAAUCUGUGCCGGAGCUGAACUCGUGGUCUUUUAGAAGACUUGUCCAUGGUGCUGUGGUGCAGCUCCCGACGCAGACUGUUUACGUGCAGCGGUGGCACAGCUCGUCGUUUAACGGGUGCGGUUCUCGAGUCUGCUGUGGAACCCGCAGUCCGUCCUCUGGUGGAGGGGGUCUGGUGUUGCUUUUUUGUUUGCCUGUGCACAUUCACAACAGAAGCUGUGAAUGCGUCCGACCGAACAGAUCAGCGAUGACUGUUAAGUGACUCCGAGGCCCAUCUUGAGUCUGGAUUAAAACUCGAGUCGUUAAAGGAAUAAAAUGUUUCCAACAGAUGGGACUAAUAGAAAUCCUGGUGCUGUACCAGAAUGUUUCUGCCCAACGGGCGAAAGUUGGUGAUGUACAGUAGUGUAAUUGUUGAAAGGUACUUUUUUUUUUUUCUCCCCCCUCUCCCAGAUUGCUGGUUUUAAUCUCCCUCCCCCUUCUUUCCCCGAAAGGUUUGAAAACAGGGUUUCCUGAGGCAUGCUAGCCAGUGAUCUCUGACCUUUUUUGUGAUUAGAGGGGGGAUGCAAAGAGAGCCAUGCCAGUAAGGGGGUGACACACUCCCCCCUCACGCCUCCGCUCUCCUGUUUUGCUUUAAUUCUCUUUGUAUGCAGAACCAAAAUGAAAACGUCAGCAAACCCGGUUUCAGGCCUGACCUGCUUGUAAAUACCUGGAAUACAAUCAUCGAACGGCAUCUUGUUUUCGAGCGCAAACAACUUAAUUGAAGUGUAGUUUCUAAAGAACAUGUAUCAUUAUUUGUAAGUUAACCAUCUGCAUGUCUUCAAGCCACACGGCGUUAGUUAAUAAUUUUUAAGAUUUACAAAAACUUUUUACACAUUUUAUUUUUUACAAUUUAUUUGCUUACCUAAAUAUCCCAGACAAUAAUGUGACCCUUUUUAUGUCAAAUUUAUUUUUUCCAUUUUUAUUUUCUUUAGUAUUUUCUGUGUACUACAUAUAGGCGAUUUAUAACAAAAUGAUAAAAAUUAUUGAAGAAAUUUUAAAAUUGAAAUAUAUUUUAUUUGAAAGUUUAUGGACCUUUUAACCGUGAGCCGGGAAAAUUGUAUAAUCAUAUAAUUUGAGCUGACUUGACGGUUAUGAGAAAUGUAUCAAGAGUUUUAUUUUUUAUGCUUCUUUAAUAAAGUCUUGUUUUUUUUUUUU